CACGCCUCAAAUACGGACCCAUCCUGUCAUUAUCGGCGUCAGUACCGGAUAAUUGCAAUAAGAACCAGCAAGUCGACUGACGCAAGCGUCCAGUCGGACCGGUGUGUCGAAGACCGAAUCAAGGACAACUUCGAGCGCCUUUCGUGCAGGAACUUUUUGAUCACAACUAGCGGCUCUACUUGUUUGUAGAUAUUCAUGGAAUAUUCGGCUGACGAGAUCGCAGCGGCCAGGGGUCUACAGUACUUAGCGUACAUAUGCACGUCAUUGGCAACAUUUUGGGCCUAUGAUUAUGUUUGUUCAUUUCACGAAGAGUGGAAUUUUAUGUGUCGAUCGCGCUGGACUGAGUGCAUUUCUCCCCGAACGAGAACACCAACAAAUGCAAGAUACUGGACAUAUGUGCUUUGGAACAGCAAUAGGAUUGUACUUGUAACCAUGCUGUCCACCCUCUUUGCUACUAUCGUAUCGUUCAUCGGCAUUUGUUUUAGCGCUAUUGCUACCUCUCGCGUUACGACUAGCGUGGUCCCAGGCAUCACAGGCUGCUACCGGAACUCAACCACUGUCGAAUUUUUCAUGCCGUUUCUUCUGUUACUUGUCUUUCAACUUGGACUGGUCACUUUAACACUCACACGAGUCUUCCAGACCUGGAGAAUGUCCAAUGGCGGUAUGCACGCAAUUCUGGUGAAGCAUAACAUAUUCUAUUAUGCAUGCGGUCUAUUUCUCUCGGUCAUGAAUGUCCUUGCACCAGUAAUGUUUUCUGAUCCUGCAUAUUACGUCCUCCUCGGAGAGUCGCAAGUCUAUAUCCUUGCGAUCCUCGCCACGCGCAUGCACCUCCAUCUCUGGCAUAUCGGCCAGCACGCCGUGUACGACCCUGAGGACCUUGUGUAUAUUUCUAUGCCCGACAUGUCAUCUGCAGACCGUACGGUCACUACUGUGUGACGUUUAAUCGUAUGGCUCACUCAUGGAGCGAG
Messenger RNA from Suillus subalutaceus, 968 nucleotides. RefSeq lists its product as uncharacterized. The transcript is spliced from 15 exons. NCBI's taxonomy places the organism in Eukaryota, Fungi, Basidiomycota, Agaricomycetes, Boletales, Suillaceae. The coding region runs from base 196 to 936 and encodes 246 amino acids. The record is from RefSeq and is a predicted model, not a curated record.